GCCGCUGAUCCUACGUUUUCGGGCCGUAUUAUUUGAUUAUAAAAUGUUUAGUUCUGAGAGAAGCCAGAUCGCAGCGGGAGCUGAUAUGAACAGGGAUUUGCACAGGCCAAACCGCGAUUGCCGGGGCCAAACUUAAAGUAAACAAAUAAUAAAAAUCGCCCAGCAGCGACGAGACGGCAGAAACCGGUUGCCACUGAGAUAGAGACACAGCAUAGCCUGAGUCACAGAGGCUUCGGAUGUGCGAAGAAAAACGUACGGAAAUCGAGGAUUCAGAAUGCCAGGAUUAUACAUUGAAUACUUUUCCUGAUCGGUUUGGGCACAGCCUUGGGUAUAAGAUACCCACGCCCACAGUGGAGCUGCUGGAGAAUAGUUUUCGCGUCUCCAUACCAGACGAAGUCGGCGUCAAGGUGGUGGCUUUUAAUGUGAAUCGCAACCGAAACUUUACUUCGUUUAACCAGGGACAAUUCAAUGUGAGAUUAAUCAAGCCGCAGAAUGGCAGGUGGUCCAGUGACUUCAAUUCCGGCGCCCUGAGAGCCCAGGAUGUGCUGUAUCUCUGGACGAGUGUCCAGCACGAAAAGGCUCUGUAUCAGGAUUUGGUUCAACCCCUGAAGGUCUAGCUAGGAGGAGAUUACCUGCCCAAGGGGUGUUCAAGCGGAGACCUCACGGAUGACAACCGCCUAAACACUGAGGAUACCGCCUCAGAGCUGCCAUCUCCUUCGGUGUGUGAGCCUUCCAUAUCGACGGUUUCUCCACCAAUCGGUGGUCCCAUCUGCAAGGGACAACUCCUGUUUGAGGAGACCUUCGAUCAGCUGAACGAGACCCUUUGGCUCCACGAAGUGCGCCUGCCCUUGGAUACUAAGGAUGCGGAGUUUGUGCUUUACGAUGGCAAGGCUAAAGCUGAAGAUGGACACCUGGUCAUGGAACCGCUGCUUUGGUCGAGUUACCGUCCGGAUCUCUCCAUAAACAAUGCCAGGCUCGAUCUGGCGGAGAGAUGUACAGGAACCCACGACCGACUCAAGGAGUGUGUGUUGCACACGACUAGGAGUGGACCCAAAGGAAUAAUGCCACCUAUAGUAACACCACGAAUCAGCACCAAGGAAUCCUUUGCCUUUCAAUACGGACGGAUUGAGAUACGAGCCCGGUUCCCGAAGGGCGAUUGGAUUGUACCGCUCCUCCUGCUGGAACCCCUGACGGAGUGGUAUGGCCAAACGGGCUACGAGUCCGGUCAGCUGCGGGUGGCCAUGGCCAGGGGUAACACCAGGCUGAGGAUGCCACACGGAACUGUGGAUGGAAGAACCCUGUAUGCUGGACCCGUAAUCACGGAUGCCCGUCAACGGGAGGAUAUGUGGGUGAGCCAGCGAAGAAAUUCCCACUUUGGCGACGUUCACACCUACAGUUUGGAUUGGAGCAGCAGCAGGCUGUUGUUCUGUGAUGGCCAGGUUUACGGGGAGAUGCCGAGUGGUUUUGCGGAAUUGGACCUUAAUCCCAGAUGGAAACAGGGGGCUUCAAUGGCCCCUUUUGAUAGAAUGUUUUAUAUAAGCUUGGGCCUUUCCGUUGGCGGCUUUGGUGACUUUGUCGACAAUCUGCGGACGGCCAAUUACGAGAAGCCUUGGCUGAACUACCAUCCCCAGGCGAAACUGCAAUUCUAUCAGAGCCAGGAUUGGCUUCCCACAUGGAAACAACCCUCUCUGAGAGUAGACUCUGUUCGUGUUUAUGCUAACUAAUCAUCUUUGAGGAGGGUCGCAAUAAAGCUAUCAGAAAUCGCA
This is a messenger RNA of Drosophila serrata, 1766 nucleotides long. It is a transcript of the gene GNBP1, whose product is annotated as Gram-negative bacteria binding protein 1. Lineage: Eukaryota; Metazoa; Arthropoda; Insecta; Diptera; Drosophilidae. Gene Ontology annotation, biological process: carbohydrate metabolic process. The record is from RefSeq and is a predicted model, not a curated record. Gene Ontology annotation, molecular function: carbohydrate binding; hydrolase activity, hydrolyzing O-glycosyl compounds.